AUUCUUCCACCACAUUUGAAUAUUACAUUUCAUCAGCCAAUAUAUAUUCAUACACAGCUUAUAAAUUUUACUAUUUCAAUUAUCAUAGUAUAUAUUAAGUCUUCCUACAAAGAAAAAAAUUUGAGAGAAAUGACAACUACCUUUGGAAUAAUGGAGGUGAAUCUUGUUAGUGCUCGAGGUCUCAAAAACAAUGAAUUCUGGGGUGGUGGAAUAGAUCCAUAUGUUUUGCUUCAAUAUAGAGGUCAAGAACGCAAAAGCUCUACUGUUCGAGUAGGGCAAGGGAGUAAACCAGAAUGGAAUGAGAAGUUCACAUUCAAGAUAGAAUAUCCCUCAGUAGAUGGACAAUACAAGCUUAUACUUAAACUCAUGGAUCAUGAUACAUUUUCUGCUGAUGAUUAUCUUGGUGAAGCUACUAUCUACUUGAAGGAAUUUAUUGAAUUGGGAUUGGAGAAUGGAAAAGCUGAAAUUCAUCCUAAAAAAUAUAGUGUGGUGGGCAGUGAUCAAUGUUACUGUGGUGAAAUUCAAGUUGGCAUCACUUUUACCCCAAAGGCAACUCAAUAUGAGGAAGUUGAAUAUGGUGGAUGGAAAGAGAGUGAUGAGUACUCAUGAGUAACUACAGAAGUCGAUCUAGUUUUACGGAAAGAUCAUGAGUUCACGUGGACUGUAAUUCACCCUAUAAAUCCGUCCCCGAGUAGCUAGCUGGCUUGUUUUUACAUUUUAUGUCUGCGAACUUUGUGUUGUGAAUAGAGUAAAGUUACGUUGAAGAUCCUAACAUAUUGUUUUGUUACUAAAUGAAACAAUUAGGGAUGACAAACGAUGUGGGGUGGGUUAAGUCACAACCCGUGAAGAUUUAGCAUGUAAUUUAACUUUUGAGAAGUGAACAUGCCUGAUAAUUAUUUUUUUAAAGGUAAAAUAGUUUGGUGGA
Messenger RNA from Capsicum annuum, 925 nucleotides. Its product is annotated as 16 kDa phloem protein 1. The record is from RefSeq and is a predicted model, not a curated record. Lineage: Eukaryota; Viridiplantae; Streptophyta; Magnoliopsida; Solanales; Solanaceae. The coding region runs from base 130 to 609 and encodes 159 amino acids. The transcript is spliced from 5 exons.